This is a messenger RNA of Linum tenue, 762 nucleotides long. The record is from the annotation of a GenBank genome assembly. NCBI's taxonomy places the organism in Eukaryota, Viridiplantae, Streptophyta, Magnoliopsida, Malpighiales, Linaceae.
AUGGCUACAUUUCAUCACACUUUUCUCCUCCCACUCCUCCUGGUAACUCUGGCGGCCGGCGGAACAGCGGCAGUAAAAUUCCACGUCACCACCACCACCCCAGCAAUCCGAUCCACCUUCAACCGCCGCAUCGGGAUCCGGUACGCGACGCAGACCAUGACGACAGCCUCCAGCUUCCUAUUCAAGACCUUCCGCCAGCGCGACGUGGCCGACCGAAAGCCCCUUCGAAACGUCACCGUUUUGAUCGACAGCUCCGCGGACCACGGCUUGGUCAACAGAAACGGCACGGCGGAGACCAACGAGUUCCGCAUCGGAAUCAACUGCUUCUCCAACGUCAGCUCCUCCACCGCGGCUGACCGGCGGCGGGAGUUCUCCGGAUUGGUGUACCACUACAUGACUCACGUUUGGGGGUGGAACGGGAGAGGCGGAGCUCCCGCCGGGCUGAUUUCCGGCAGGGCGGAGUACGUGCGGUGGAAGGCCGGGUUCGGGAUGCUUCGAGUCAAGGCAGCGAGCGGCGGCAGCGGCGGGGAGAGGUGGGAUCAGGGGUACUACUUGACGGCAAAGUUUUUGGACUACUGCGACGGUUUAAGGGCGGCGGUUAAUGGGACGACGCCGCCGUUCAUUCCGGGGAUGAAUAUGUUGAUGAAGGAUGGCUAUAGCGACGGGUAUUUUAAGCAGCUGCUGGGAAAGAGCGUGGGCGAGCUUUGGCGGGAAUAUAAAAGUACCGUUGGGAAAGGACCGUUCCUGCCCAUUCUCCACUAA